Messenger RNA from Ornithorhynchus anatinus (platypus), 1822 nucleotides. It is a transcript of the gene LMNTD1, whose product is annotated as lamin tail domain containing 1. The transcript is spliced from 11 exons. Gene Ontology annotation, cellular component: cytoplasm; nuclear envelope. Bases 149 to 1624 code for a protein of 491 amino acids. The record is from RefSeq and is a predicted model, not a curated record. Lineage: Eukaryota; Metazoa; Chordata; Mammalia; Monotremata; Ornithorhynchidae.
CUGCCCAGCCCGAUCGUUGAGGAACCGGAGAAAAGCUGCCGUCCGUCAUUUAUCGCCGCUCUCAUUCUUUUCACCGUUGCUCUGCCUGUUGCUUUUCUCCGAAGAGGCCGAUAACAGCGCUCUGGUUGAAAAGCUGGAGGCGGAACACAUGAAGAGAGAGAAGAACAUGCGGAGCCUAGAAGCCAGACUGCAGGAAAUUCAAGAUCUCCUUCUAGCCAAAAUGAAAGAGCUGAGUUCCACCCGUGAAAGAAACUCCCAGCUGCAAAGCGAGAUCAGCUAUCUAGAAGACAAGCUAGAGGAACACCACCGAUGGGAGAAUGUGCACAGCCUGACUUUGUCUUCACCGGAACAGACGAUCCAUAUUUCCCCAGCUCUAAGAUCCUCAGACUCUGCCUCCCUCAUCCCAUCCAAAGUGUUCUGGGGCACUGUACAGUCCGACUCUUCUCCGUCUACUAUAUCCACUUCCGCCCCUCCUGCGUCAAGAACUGUCUCAGCGGCCUUGGCGGACUGGAGCAGGACCAAGAGGAGCCUAUUACGUGACGGAUCCUCCGCUGAGGUAGCCAAGCCGCCGUCAAAGCCCAUCCCAGCUGGAGAGAGUCUGUUGGGACAAGGGUCGGAUUAUUUUCAAGUUCUCUUUUCGGAAGCCAAGAAGCACCAGGGAAGCAAUGGAGGAUCCUGGGGUAUUUCUCUGAAAGCCAGCUGCCCCCCAGCUACAUCCAGUGCUCUUGGAGACAUUAAAAUAGCUGAGGUGGAUCCAGACGGUGUUUUUGUGAAGCUCCUCAACAGCUCCGCGGAUAAGGAAGAGGGCAUCGGAGGUUACAUUUUACAACAAAACGUCAACGGCCAAGCGAUCGCUCGCUACAGAUUUCCCCCCAACGUUCGAAUGAAGGCCAAUUCCACAGUGAAGGUCUGGGCAGCGUCUGCGGAGAGAAGCGGAGAUGAGGCCGACGCUGGGAAAGCUCCAGAUCUCGAUUCUCCGAUGGAUUUCCUCUGGAAGGGGCAGGACAGGUUGCGGACGACUUUUGACUGCACCACUCUCCUGUGCAAACCCAACGGUCAGGCCGUUGCUUGGUACACUCCUAUCCACCGCGCAAGUAAGGAGGAAUGGGACAAAUGGCAUUCUGGAAGUGAAUUCCAAAGUGGCUCUGAGGUAACGGUGAAACUGCACAACCACAAGGAAUCAGAAAGAACAAAAUCGAAGGCUUGGUCUAGUCACCUGGGAAGACAGAACCCCUCAUUUCUGGAGAAACAAGUCCAAAUUUUCCUUAAAAGAGAGAAAGAACGUCCUCCCACCUUGUUUCCCAUUCAUCACCCUUGGAGCCAGAGCCCCAGUUCCCCGUGCCAUCCGAACUACUCGCCGACCAGACCCCGGACUCCGGGCCAGGCCGGGGGCAGCCUCUGGGCAUGGUCCAGGUCACAGUCAGCCAAACCCCAACCGCCUCCAGGAAACCUCUGGGCUGGGACCCGAAGAAGCAGAAAUGUCAGCGCCGGAACUCCGAGUCACAGAAGAAUGGGGAGACCCACUCGAUCUCAAGGACCGAACUUGGGUGGAAUGCUGUACCUGGGCCACGGCGUCCCCACGGGAUCCGCCUUCUGGGACCGGCCUCUCCUGCCUCUGCCGUGACCUCCGCCUGCCCAGUGGAGCUUCCCCCUCCUCCUCUGCCUUCCCAUCCCCCGACCCCUUCCCUUCUAAACGCGAGCACCGUGAGGGAUCAAGGUUGGCGUCGCCUUCCAUCACCCUCCUACCUGAGAGUCCGGGGGGGUUGUGGCCGGGUUUUUCCCACCUCUUCCUGACAGAACAGAGGCUUAAGAUGCUCCAGGA